UCCCAAUGAUUAGCCGACGACAUCCCCAAUCGGACGCCGUCGGCUCUAUUCUAACGCCGAUGCCCGCAGUACGCCAAGCAGACGCCAGCGCCGGUUUGGACGAUUUGUACGGCCAGGUCCCGGGUUCUAGUCCCCCGGGAACGUCAACACCGCGUCGACGAACCCUUCUGGGUCCUCGAUCUGCGGAAUAUGUC
Molecule: messenger RNA, 194 nt
Organism: Geodia barretti
Lineage: Eukaryota; Metazoa; Porifera; Demospongiae; Tetractinellida; Geodiidae
Source: the annotation of a GenBank genome assembly